AUUCCCCCUGCUCGAAUGAAAAAAGGAGCAGGGGAAAGAACAGAAGCAGGAAUGCAGCGCCUUGGCCCGUUUCUCCACCUCCUCCUCCUGCUGGGGGUGCUGAGUGAAGAUACAGUUGAUGGUGCCUGUGAUCCCAAAGCUGCUGAGAUUAUAGGAGGCACUUAUACUCUGCUGCAAAAUGGAAUCGAACUGAUGUAUGACUGUCCUCAGGGACAAUAUCCAUAUCCGACACAAUUCCGGUCUUGUAAUCGUGACAGCCAAUGGAGCCCCAUGACCGACAAGAGAAACAUUAUCCAGCAGGCAGUGUGUAAAGAUGUCUAUUGUGUCAAGCCUGUACAAUUUGAAUAUGGUGACUAUGAGCCCCACCAGCGCUAUUACAAUGUAGGCCAGGAAUUGAGGUUUAGUUGCUACGGUGGAUUCAACCUGCAUGGGUCCCAGAUACGUACCUGUCUCCCCAGUGGGAAAUGGAGUGGUGAAACAGCCAUAUGUGAUGAUGGAAAUGGCCAUUGUCCUGAUCCAGGAAUUCCAGUUGGUGCUCAAAGAACUGGCGUGAGGCACCAGAUAGGGAGCACCGUCCGCUACCAGUGUAAUAGUGGGUUGUAUCUCAUUGGAUCCAAGGAACGAGUUUGCCAAGAAGUAGGAACCUGGAGUGGAUCAGAACCAGAAUGUCGAAGCCCAUUCACCUUUGACUCUAAAGAAGAUAUCUCCACCAAGUUCCUUCCAUCCAUCUCCGACAUUGCCGUGUCUGCCAGCCAAGGAGCAUCGGCUAACAACCGAAGUGACCCCCUUAACGUGUACUUUGUCCUUGACAACUCACGAAGUUUUGGCACAGCAAGAUUCACAAAGGCUGAGAAAGCGUUGGCCAAGUUAAUCGAGAAGAUCUCCAGCUAUGACAUCCUUGCCAAUUAUGGCAUUGUUAUCUUUGCCCGUGACAGCAGAACAAUUCUGCGUACAACUGAUCCACAGAGUAGUAAUGCUGACUGGGUGAUAGAAAAGCUGAGUUCCAUUAGCAGUGAUGUAUAUCCGCUGAGGUCUGGAUCCAACACCGGGGGAGGCCUCCAAUCCGUCUAUCAGAUGAUGGUUUUGCAGGAUGAGGAAGAGAAGCGACAGGGGCUGAACCCCACUCCUGUCUCCUCCACAACACAUCAUGUCAUUAUCCUCAUAACUGAUGGCAACUACAAUAUGGGGGGCUCUCCAGUUGUUGUUAUUCAGCAGAUGAAGCAGUUGCUUAACAUUGGGCAGUCUUCCCAAGACCCUCGUGAUGAUUAUUUGGAUAUUUUUGUCUUCGGUAACGGCCCUGACAUCAACAUGGAAAUUAUUAAUGAGUUGGCUUCUCACAAACCCAACGAGAGACACAGCUUCAUUUUGAAGGACUUGGAUGAACUGCAAGAAGGCUUGGGAAAAAGUGGUGAUGGUGAGUCUUUGCCCAUAUGUGGUUUCUCUCCGGGACAGGAAGCAGCAGAUGACUAUCAGAAGUUUCCCUGGUUUGCCAGAAUCGUCGUCAAUGAACCACGGCAAGAAACCUGCAACGGAGUCAUUGUCGCUGACCAGUACAUCAUGACAGCGGCCCACUGCUUCGCUGGGAUUAAUCGGAAUGAAGAUCUCAGUGUCAUCCUUGGAACCGCCCACUUUGCAGUAGCCGAAAUCCGACGCCAUCCGGAGUACAAUAGUCAGAAACUACAAAAUAAGGGCAUCCAGAAAUUCUAUGAUUAUGACGUUGCCCUGGUCAAACUCACCGAAAAGCACCUACCAUCUUUUGCAAGGCCAGUCUGCCUACCAUGCACGGUAGAAACCACGAGGAUUCUCAGAAAGCCACAUCCACAGACCACUUGUAAGGAUCAUGAGGAAGAACUCCUGUAUGAUGGGAACAUUCCUUCUUUUUUCAUAAGCAACUGCAAAUAUAGCCACGGCCAGGAGUCUGGAUUGCUCCGGAGAGACGUGUGGAUCAAGAGUGGGGAAAAGAAAACUGCCUGCCUCUUGGAUGCCAAGAAAGCCAGCCAAUUUGAGAAGAUUGCAAAUAUCUCGGAGGUGGUGACUGAAAACUUCCUUUGCACAGGAGGCAUGGAACCAUACGCAGACCCCAACAUUUGUUUACAUGAUGCUGGUGGUCCCCUCCUCAUUCAGAGAAGGCUACGUUACAUCCAGUUGGGUUUGAUCAGCUGGAGCCUGGAUGAUGCUUGCAAAGGUGAUGUGUCAUUUUCAUGUGACUCGGAGCAAGGAAAGCGACUCCCUUACACCAGGGAUUUCCACAUCAGCACCUUCAAAAUGCUACCUUGGCUCAAGGAACAGUUGAGGGAACAUCUGGAUUUCCUGUAAAUUGGCUCUUCUCAUUGCACAUGGGAUGUUUUGAAUAAAUGGGUCAAGUAGCUCCACACCCUUUC
Messenger RNA from Candoia aspera, 2381 nucleotides. It is a transcript of the gene CFB, whose product is annotated as complement factor B. Bases 16 to 2316 code for a protein of 766 amino acids. Gene Ontology annotation, molecular function: serine-type endopeptidase activity. Gene Ontology annotation, biological process: complement activation; response to bacterium; proteolysis. The transcript has 18 exons. Lineage: Eukaryota; Metazoa; Chordata; Lepidosauria; Squamata; Candoiidae. The record is from RefSeq and is a predicted model, not a curated record. Gene Ontology annotation, cellular component: extracellular exosome; extracellular region; classical-complement-pathway C3/C5 convertase complex.